This is a messenger RNA of Daktulosphaira vitifoliae (grape phylloxera), 6101 nucleotides long. Its product is annotated as cilia- and flagella-associated protein 44. Gene Ontology annotation, molecular function: protein binding. Bases 13 to 6036 code for a protein of 2007 amino acids. The transcript is spliced from 21 exons. NCBI's taxonomy places the organism in Eukaryota, Metazoa, Arthropoda, Insecta, Hemiptera, Phylloxeridae. The record is from RefSeq and is a predicted model, not a curated record.
AUUUUCAAAAAAAUGCAAGAACUCGAUGAAAGUAUAGAUGAGUUUGAAUCAUUUGAUGAAACCAGUUAUAAUAUUUCUGAAGAUAUAAUAAAUAAAGUAUAUAAUAGUAAUGAUUUUAUUUCAAAACCGAUAAAAAGUUUACAAUGCACACUUAAUGAUGAUAUCAUAAUAUUUUUUCAUUCGUUUGGUUAUGAUUGUUGUUCCAAAAUCUUUAAUAUUUGCAAUGCAGACGAAAAUACAGUAUUGUAUGCAUCAGGUAGUUAUAUUCAUAUGUUAGAUAUAAAUACAAGAAAAUUAUCAUUUCGAAAAUGUGCUGGUAAUGGAGGAAUAGGUCAUAUAGCUAAGAAUCCAAUACUUAAUCAUAUAUCAGUUGGAGAAAAUUGUACAAAUCCUUUAAUAAUAGUAUAUGAAUGGCCUACUUUUGAAGUAAUAAGUGUACUUAGAGGAGGUACAAAACAACAAUAUAAUUGGUUGACAUAUAGCCAAAAUGGAAAAUAUUUGUGUUCGCAAGGUGGAGAACCAGAUAACACUAUUUCAAUAUGGGACUGGGAAAAAUCAAGAAUAAUAUUGAGAACUAAAUCGCACAGUCAAGACGUAUACGUAUGUCACUUUUCAAAUUACAUAUCGGAUCAUUUAACAACAGCGGGUUCGGGCCACAUAAAAUUCUGGAAAAUGGUUCAGACGUUUACGGGUCUAAAACUUCAAGGUCGUCUUGGUCGAUUCGGAAAAACGGAAAUAUCAAAUGUAAUAGGAACCUAUUCAAUGCCUGAUGAAAAAGUCAUUUCUGGUUGUGAAUGGGGAAAUAUAUUAGUAUGGGAUGAAGAACUAAUAAAAAUCCAAGUAAUGAGAAAAGGUAGAAAACCUUGUCAUUCGGAGCCAAUCAUUAUGUUCUUAUAUUCUGAAGCUAACAUGGAGUUAACGAGUGUUAGCAAAGAUGGCACCGUUAAAUCUUGGUAUUACUACACAGUCAAUAUGGCCGAUCCGCCGGAAAAAGAUAGAGUGAUUGAAAUAGAGCCAUCUUUUACUCUAACUAUCGAAGACGAUAUUGGACGUGCUAAAAUCAUGGGAUUAUGCAAAGUUAAUGAUGAUAUCAACUCCUUUGAUUAUUUUCUACAAGACGGUAAUGGAGGGAUAUGGCUUGCAGAUAUUGAAGUAUCAGCAAAUGCAAAACCUUUAAGAAGAUUAGCUAAAUUUCAUGGAGAUAUAAUAACAAGUUUACAGCCAUCACCAACUGAUUACUAUAUUGCUACUACGUCUUUAGAUGGGUGGUUCCAUUUGUAUGACAUCGUAAAUAAAAAUUUAAUAUUCACCCAUAAUUUUCAAACACCUAUUACUUCUUUGAUUUGGUUACCAUUAAAAGUGGCAACAGGCGAAAGUAUAUUUGUUGCUGGAUUUAAAAACGGCUUGUUAAAAAUAUUCUUAGUACCUCUCAAAGAGAUUGUCAAUGGUGAAUUAAUAAAUCUUACUCUACUUCAAGUUACGAAACCGCAUACGAAUAGUGUUAAUCACUUAAAAACAAAUAAUAAUAAUAAAAUAAUUGUAAGUGGAAGUGAAGAUUGUUCAGUAUUUGUUUAUAAGUUAAUAAGAAACCCAUUUAAAUUAGAGCCUGUUGGUUUUUACCCCUUUCCUGGAUCUAUCACUUUUAUAUGCUGGAAACCUUCUCAGAAAAGUACAGCUCUAAUUAGUUGUGCUAGUGGUCAUAUUGCUGAAAUAAGUUUUCCUACUAGUCGUCCAUUAUACACCAAGGAGUCAUUUUUAUUGAGACUCGAACCUAAAAUAAUAGAAACAAAAAGUAUUAAAUCGGAAAUAAUUCGAAAUCAAUUUAUAAAGAAAUUAAAUGAGAAAAAGAAAGAAAAAAAAAAUCGUAAAAGGGAAAAGUUGAAAAUACUCAAGGAAAAUAACCCUGGGGUAGAAAUAGACGAAGAAUUAUACUUUCAAGAUUCCGAAGAAGAUGAAGAACCACCAAAAAUAUAUGUCCCUCCAGUACCGAAUCCCAUAAUUUUUGCUGUGUAUAGUCCUAAUGAGAAUACUGUAUGGGUAUCUAUAGAUGGUUACGAUUCUGGUUAUUUGUACGAAUAUGAUAUUAAUAGUUCAAAACUAAUAAAUUUUUCCUUAAUACCCGACAAAAUCGACCAACCACUUUCAUCUGCUCUGAUUUACCAAUCAAAAUUAAUAGUUAUACUUUUGAUGGGAUUUACAAAUGGUAGAAUUCGUUUAACAAAUAUCCAGACUAAACAUUUUUUGAACUUGGAAGAUUAUAUUGAACACUCAAUGCACGAUAAUAUAACUGGAAAAAUUAAAGGCUUGUAUUUUAGCCACGAUUACCGUUUAUUGUACUCAUUUGGAGAUGAUGGAAACAUUUUUUGUUAUCAUUUUCAUUGCAACCACACCGAUGAAAGCAAAUGCUCAUUGCAAGUUGUUGAACUACCUUCUAAGCCUGAACUACAGGAAAAAGAUAUAAUAAAUACUAAAGAGGAUAUCAAAGAUAGUCUAGAAGAGAGAAAGAUUAAUAAAGAAAAAUGGAAAGCACUAAAUAUGGCUAAUAAAGAAAAACAUAAAUUAAGGGAAUCAUUACUUGAACUUAAAUUAAAAUUUAAAAAUAUACAAAAAAAAAAUAUGGCUUUGCCUGAAUCAUUGCAGCUACCACAUUCAUAUUUCGAAUUAGACGAAAGAAUAACUCUUUCAAUUUACGAUGAAGCUAAACUUCAAAUGGAUAUUUUACGUUCAAAACUAGCUUUUGAUCUCGAAAAAAAAGAAUUAGGAUUAAAAAAAGUAAAAGACUACUUUGUAAAAAGUGUUCUUACACCUUCAUUUGAAAUACAAGGAAUAUCUAAAAUAAACGUUAAAACAAUUAAGCAUAAAACGCAUAAAGAAAUUUAUGGGAAAUUACUUGAGACUCUGUUAUCUAAAAAACAUCCUAAAAGAAAGCGACGAAAGUCUACUAUUAUAGAAAAAUUUACUGACGAUACUGUUCAUAAAUUAGCAGAAUGGGAAGUUUUUCUCCGAAACGUUAGAGAAAUUUACGAUUCUCUACCAAAAUAUAUUAGAAAAGCUAUUGAUAAAUAUGCUAAGAGAAAAAAUUUUGAAAAAACAGAAAAAAUUAAAAUGCACGACCUAGAAAUGAAAAAACCUGACAUAACAAAAUUCGAUACUGAGGAAGAAAUUCUAAUAGAUGUUGCUAGAAGUACGAUUGGUAAUUUAAAUUUGAAGUCCUCUUCUACCUACAAAGUACCCCAAGAUGAUAUAAUAUUAAUGGAAGACAAAUAUGAUGAAUACUUAGACGUCCAAGAAGAGAUUUACUGUUGCUUUGCUAAUGGGCGCGCGUACGUUAUAUCCGGCCGUGUAAUCAGAAAACUGUACUGUUGCUGUCAAGGUGAACUCUAUACACACAAUAUUCUUUAUCAGUUUAAUAAUCGUUCCCUUUAUGACACAUAUACUGGCCACCACUGUCAAUACCUGUAUAAUUUUAAUAUUGUUCAUAUUUUUAUCUGUUUUAUAUUUUGUAAAUUGUUAAGCCGAUACCCUCUCCCAAACGUAAUCGUCGUCGUCGUUGUGUCUCGCCCGGUGUGUAGGAAUUUGUCGGGCUCUCUUCCCUUUGAACCACCGUUGUGGUAUUUUGGCUGUGUGCGUACAGCCAACAUUAAUUUGUUUUUUUCGUGUGUGUCGUUUAAUAAUGUAUUAAUUCAGCAAGGCAUCGGCCAUUUCCGGGGCCGAGAUUCCCAUCUUAGGAUGAGUCCCAUCCGGGACUGGAUAUUUAAAUUAAAAUCAGAAUUCAACAAAAAAAUAUUCGAAUUAAAAAAACAAAAAAUUGAUUUAAUACAAGAUUAUAAAAAAUUUCUUAUUGAUAUUCAAACAAUACAAAAUGAAUUAAAUGAUCCAAACUUGGUAUUACCCAAUGAUUUUCCUACAAUUACAAAUGAUGACGAUUUUCAAUUAAAAACAUCAGAGGAAACUUGUAUUACACAUCAUUGUGUAGAUCAUGAAUACUUAUUGAUCUAUCCAGAAAAAUCGCCUAUAUAUUUAAAGCAAACUAAAUAUGCUUUAAUAGAAAAAUGUCAAAUAAAAUCAUCAUUUUUAGAAAAUCAAAUAAAAAUAAUGAGGGAAAAAAAACUAAGAUACAAACACAAAUGUUUACACGAAUUAAUUUUUACAAAAAUUGAAAUGUUUGAUAACCAUUUAGCUGAGUUGGAAACUGAGAGAAUAGCCGUUGUAUUGCGCAUAAAGUUUCUGGAGCUAUUUGCAUUGACUUUAGAAGAAGAAUUAUUAAUAUUAAAUGAUUAUGACUUACUUGAAGAUGAAUAUUCUUAUGAUGUUUACAUUAUUACAGAAAAACAAAAUGAAUUGUCAGCUCAGAUUAUUAAUAUUGAAGAAGAUAUUAGGCGUAACUACAAAAUCAUUGAAAACAAAAAUAAAGAAGCAAUUGAUGUAAAUAACUUAUUUGAGAUAGAAAUUCGAAAUAAUAGCUUUGCUAAACACUUGAGAAAAAUUUUUAAAAAAAAAUUUAAGCCAACCAGAGUUAAGUUAGAUGACGAUGAUGAUACUGAUUCAUCAUCAUCAGAUGAAAGUGAUGACUCAGAUUCAGAUUCAAACGAUGAUGGUAGUAUAGAUUCUGCUACAUUGUUUGGCCAAAUGAUGUUUGAUGAGAAUGUAUUACCAGAAGGUUGCGAUCCAAAAAUGUUUACACUGACUUUUGAAUUGCGGUCAAAACGUUAUGAAAUAGAACAGUGUAUUGAAAAUGUUUAUAAUAGUAUAGAUCUUUUAAAGAAGAAAUUAAGGGUAAAGUACGCAGAAUUAGAUGUUGUAAACCAAGAAUUGCAAAUUAAAAUUGAAAAAUUGGAUGCAUUUCGAAUUGAAAAGAAGCUGAAAUUAAACGACGUAGAAACAACUAUAAUUUUAAAUAAAAACCAAAUGAACGAGGCAAAAGUUUUGUCCAAAUCUGUACUUUUAUAUGGAAAUAUCAUGCAAAAUAUUACAACAAGAGUAUCAACUUUAGAAAAAGAAAGAAAAGAUGUAAAAGAAUCCUAUAAAAAAUUAAUAUUGCAUUCGAAGCGAUUACGUAUUGACUUACAUCACAUGGAAGAAAAUUAUAAAAAAUAUCAAAUAGCCAUUAAAGAUGUGAUGAUGAAAAAAUUCAAAAUGUUAAUAAAUUUAGAUAAUAUGGAAAUGACUGUCAUAAAAUACAUGAUAACAAAGGCUAAGUAUAAUGCAAGUGACUUAAAAGAACAAUUUAACAAAGAAAUAGAUAUAUUAAAAGAACAAUUUAAAAAAAAAGAAGAAUUUUUAAUGAACGUAUUAAAAAUUAAUACAAGCAAAACAAUUACAUUUGCAGCUCUUCAAGAAAAUAUUCGACAACUGCAACAAGAUAUUGAUUUACAACAUAAUAAAAGUAAAUCAAUUCAAGGCAUAACAUCUAACACCAACGUUUACGUAGCUGAUAUAGUUAAACUAAAAGAUAUACUUAACGAAUUAAUAACGCAAAAAAUGGACAUUUCCAAAGAAAUAGAUGCAUUAAAAUACAAAGGCAAAAUGUUUCCCCCGAUUGUUAAAUCAUCAACUGAUAAAAUGAAAUCAGAGAUUCCUAAAGUCAUUGAUUCACAAUUCAUUACCACAGAGGUUGAAGAAGAAGAAAGUGAUGAAUUUUGUUUUGAUGAUUAUGAAAAUGAAUAUAAUAUAGAAUUUGAUUUACAAUUCAAGAAAUCUACAUCAUCCAAAAGACUAAGCAUCAAUUGUAAUGAAUCGUCAAAAUUAGAAAAACAAUAUUCCCAUACUAGUUUUGAGAGUACAGAGGAAAAAUUCGCUGAAAAAGAUUGGAUUAGUUAUGAAGAUGAUAUAAUACAUGACGAGGGUUUGUCAAAAUCAGUAAUUGAAGAAUUAGACCAAAUGGAAAAAAAGUUAUCUAGUGACGAAGAAAGUGAUUUGAUUUUAGAAGUUGAUCAAAAUGAAAGUGCUCACAAACUUUCAACUAGUUUCAAUAAUUUAAGUACUACGUUAAACGAUAAAAAUAAUGAAUACGAUAACGAAUCUUAUUUCGAAUAAAAUAUAUCAUAUUAUCAUAGAUAUUAUCAAUACUUUUCAAAAUAAUAACAGUUCUUUUAAUGGUA